AUGACAACACCACCAAAAGGCGGCUUGAUUCUUGUAACCGGUGUUACUGGAUACAUCGCAUCCUGGACAGCCCUUAAACUCCUCGAACAAGGCUACAAAGUCCGAGGCACAGCCCGUACCCUCUCCAAGGCCGAAUUCCUUAAGGAUGGUCCCUUAUCCAAAUACGCAUCAAAUUUCGAAAUCGUCGAAGUAGCAGAUUUGGAAGACAAUGGGGCUUUCAAUGAAGCAGUAAAAGGUGUUGAUGGCAUUGCACAUAUUGCCAGUCCGUUCCAUUUUAGGGUUACAGACCCCUAUGUGGAUUUGAUCAAUCCGGCCGUUAACGGGACUGUAAAUUUAUUAAAGGCUGCAAAAGAGUAUGCCGGGCCACAACUUAAACGUGUCGUCAUAACUUCUUCCUUCGCUGCGAUUGUAGAGCCCCAUAAGCCAGGACAUUCAUUCGACGAAACACAAUGGAACCAACAUUCCAUCAACCUCGCUGAAACUUUUAAAGCCGAUCCUACCAAUCCCUCGAAACAGGUUCCUCCAAACGAAGCCUAUCGAGCAUCCAAAUCACUUGCUGAAAGAGCGCUCUGGGACUUCGUAAAAACGGAAAAGCCUUCCUUCGAAGUUGCAGCCAUCAACCCAGUUUUCGUUUUCGGACCCGUCAUCCACUCAGUUAAGGACGCAGAAAGCAUCAAUACCUCUGUAUUCCUGUUAUACAAGUUCAUCGCCGGACUCAACGCCAAGGUUGAAGAAGGCGUUGCACCGAAAGCAUUUGUUGACGUUAGAGAUGUUGCAGAUGCACAUAUUAAAGCGUUGCAAGUUGAAGAGGCAAAAGGACAGAGGUUCUUCAAUGUUGCUGGUGCUUUCAAAUGGGCGGAAGUUGUUGAGAUCUUGAGGAAGCAUAACAAGCUUACAAAGAAUGAUUACCCCCCUACUGGCGAAAAAGUUGAUAGUUACUUUUUUAAUAAUGCGAAGAGUAAGGAUGUUUUGGGUUUGAAUUAUAUAUCUCUCGAGGAUAGUGUUCUUGCCACGGCCGAGAGCGUCGAAAGGUUUGUGUGA
Molecule: messenger RNA, 1041 nt
Organism: Orbilia oligospora ATCC 24927
Lineage: Eukaryota; Fungi; Ascomycota; Orbiliomycetes; Orbiliales; Orbiliaceae
Exons: 4
Coding region: 1-1041 (346 amino acids)
Molecular function (GO): oxidoreductase activity, acting on the CH-OH group of donors, NAD or NADP as acceptor
Source: RefSeq, a predicted model, not a curated record